AUGCGCUUCUCACUCGUUGCCACACUUGUUACUGUCCUGGUUGACUCAGCCUCUGCAUUCGCCAUCCCGUGGAAGGCAUCCCCAAAGCAGCCUCGCCACGACCCGUUUAUUGGUAAACGGGCCGCCAACGAGACGCUCGACGGCUAUGACUACGUCGUCGUCGGCUCCGGCCCCGGCGGUGGUCCGGUAGCUGCCAACCUUGCCAUCGCCGGCUUCAAGGUGUUGUUGAUCGAUGCCGGAGGAGACUCGGGCGACUCCUGGACCGAGAAGGUCCCGGCCCUCCAUCUCAUGUCGACCGAGUUCGAAGACACGAGGUGGAACUACUUUGUCAACCACUACCCUGACCCCGAGCAGCAGAAGAGAGACUCUAAGAUGACGUACGAGAUGCCGGACGGCAGCUUCUACGUCGGCCUGGACCCCCCGGCCGAGGCGAAGCCCCUCGGCGUCUGGUACCCGCGCGCCGGCACCCUGGGCGGCUGCUCCCGCCACAACGCCCUCAUCUCGGUCAACGCCCACGACAGCGACUGGUCCAAGAUCGCGGCCCUCACCGGUGACGACUCGUGGGCGCCGGACAACAUGCGGUCCUACUUCCAGAAGCUCGAGAGGAACAUGUACCUGCCCUCGAGCAUCGUCGGCCACGGCUACAGCGGCUGGCUCGGCACCUCGCUCACGUCCCUGUCGCUCGUCGUCGAGGAUCAGAAGCUGCUGUCGCUCAUCGUCGCGGCGGCCUCGGCCAUGGGGAAGAGCCUCCUCGGCCUCCUGCUCAACACCGUCGCCGGGCUCGGCCAGGUCCUGCUCCGGGACAUCAACGCGCCGGGCCAGACGAGCGAGACCGGCCUUUACCAGGUCCCGCUGGCCAUGACCGACUCCAUCCGCGGCGGCCCCAGAGACUUGAUCUUGGACACGGCCAAUGCGGUUAACUCGGACGGAUCACGCAAAUAUCACCUCGACAUCAAGCUCGAUACUCUCGUCACCAAGAUCCGCUUUGAUGAGAGCGGCGACAAGCCCCGCGCUGUUGGAGUAGACUUCCUGGAGGGAUCCAGCCUCUACCGCGCCGACCCCCGUUCCGGCUUGGCCUCCCCCUCGGGAUCCGGCAGCGUCGACGCCAAGCGCGAGGUCAUCAUCUCCGCCGGCGCCUUCAACACGCCCCAGCUCCUCAAGCUCAGCGGCAUCGGCCCCAAGGCGGAGCUCGAGUCGUUCGACAUCCCCGUCCUGGUCGACCUCCCCGGCGUCGGGACCAACAUGCAGGACCGCUACGAGGCCACGGUGAUCGGCAAGACGACGAGCGACUUCGUCAUCACCAGCAAGUGCACCUUCUUGGAGACGUCCCCGGACCCUUGCCUCGAGCAGUACCAGGAGGGCCUCGAGCCCGUCUCCAAAGGCGUCUACGCCACCAACGGCAUCGCCAUCGCCAUCGUGCUCAAGUCCUCCGUCGCCGAGGACGAGCCCGACCUUUUCAUCUCGGGCGCGCCGGCCAAGUUCAAGGGCUACUUCCCGGGCUACGCCUCCGACUCGCUCGCCGACGCGCAGCACUGGGCCUGGAUCGUCCUCAAGGCGCACAGCCGCAACAACGCCGGCACUGUCACCCUCAGGUCGACCGACCCUAGGGACAUGCCCGCCAUCGACUUCAACUACUACGACGCAGGCGUCAACGGCGCCGGCGAGGCCGACAAGGAUCUGCAAGCCACGUACGAGGGGUUCGAGUUCUCCCGCCGGGCGUUCGACAGCCUCCUCCCGCUCGACGGGAGCUUCCCAGAGGUCUGGCCCGGCGGCAACGUCACGAGCGAGGAGGACGCCAAGCAGUUCCUCAAGGACGAGGCGUGGGGCCAUCACGCGUCGUGCACCUGUCCCAUCGGGCCCGACGACGACCCCAUGGCCGUCCUCGACUCGAGCUUCAAGGUCCGCGGUACCGACGGUCUGAGGGUCGUCGACGCCAGCGUGUUCCCCAAGAUCCCCGGCUUCUACAUCGCUCUGCCGCUGUACAUCGUGUCGGAGAAGGCGAGCGAUGUCAUCAUCCAGGAGGCUCAGGCGUCGGCUGCUUGAAGCAUGUCCACGUCGUUCCGACGCGGGGCUGCGCUGGUCGUGCAGUGCAGCAAACGAAUAGCCAUCAAAUUUAUGCAACAAUAUCCCAUAGUUCUGAGUUAUUAAUACCCACACACAUGACAACUUCGCUUCCAUCAAUGCAUUCUCUAAGCUGUUGCGGACCGAGUGCAUAUACAAUGAUGAAAGAAGUUCGUUGCUUCGAGCUGCAUUAGGUGAACAUGGAGUGGUUACACAGAUUGACAAAGUAUCUAUCUAGUCAAUCAAGACAUAAAAGCCGCUUGAAUCUAGUUUCCAUAGUUUGUGACUUUGACGUCUGACUCUAGUCGGACGCCCUUUGCAUCAAUACAACUCUGAAGUGUUGGUUGACAUCGAGUCUAGCGCUUACUCUCUUCCAUAAUGGCUACUAAUAACCCCUUGUCACAACGUAUAAGUCUCUACACCAACACCCCGCAACGACUACACUGCUAUUUUGCCUACUAUCUUCUAUAAAAGUGAUCAGUAAUAUCUUCAAACAGACUAGUAGUAGGCUUGUAUAAACGUCCUGUCGUGACUAUUGCCAGUCCAUACUACUACGCUUGAGCUUUUACAGCUUUUUCUAGCCCUUGCCAAAAGAAUGACAAUGACAGGACGGAACAAGGGUUCCCACGUGGAUGAAAGUCGGAUGACAAACAAUGGGUAGUAUUGAAUCGACAGUUUUACGGUUCUGCUGACAUUACUUAUAGAAGUCGUCUUUCUGCUAGCUCCUCAAGUCACUCGUUAGGAUCAGCACAAACAUAACACCCAAGGCCAGGUCAAGUCAUGCAGCUGCAGCUACACGUGGCACAGAUACUCAAACCUGCGUGCCAUCUGACGUUGUUCCCCUCACUAGCGACCCACUGAGGCUCAAAUCAUUCCCGGUCGUUUUGUGCCGCGGAUGCAUUCACUGCAUGGCUCCGUGGAGUAAAUGUUUGGGCUGCUCAUCAACCGACCAGCGUCGAUCGUUUGAGGCUCCGGGACUGUUACUCUGCAUAAUAGUCUAACCAUACGCCUGCCCAUCGGAGACGCUUAGGGCUGGUGGGCCAGGAAUGGCUCUGAAGCCUCCAAGUCCUCGUCAAUGGAUAAACACUUCCCCUGUGGACAGACCCGCGGGACAUGUUUUCUCCU
Messenger RNA from Colletotrichum destructivum, 3186 nucleotides. RefSeq names its product Putative glucose-methanol-choline oxidoreductase, FAD/NAD(P)-binding domain superfamily. Bases 1 to 2043 code for a protein of 680 amino acids. Lineage: Eukaryota; Fungi; Ascomycota; Sordariomycetes; Glomerellales; Glomerellaceae. Gene Ontology annotation, molecular function: oxidoreductase activity, acting on CH-OH group of donors; flavin adenine dinucleotide binding. The transcript is spliced from 4 exons. The record is from RefSeq and is a predicted model, not a curated record.